Messenger RNA from Spirodela intermedia, 8488 nucleotides. The record is from the annotation of a GenBank genome assembly. NCBI's taxonomy places the organism in Eukaryota, Viridiplantae, Streptophyta, Magnoliopsida, Alismatales, Araceae.
AUGGGCUUUUAUAAGGCAUAUUCCUGUUUACUGUUAUAUUCGCUGCUGGGUGUGUGCACCCUGCGUCAUUGUUGCGGGUUUGGAUUGGAGGACGACCAGCCUGCAACGCUGCUCAUAGAUGCUUCACCGCAGUCAGCAAAGAAGAUACCUGACACUCUGUUUGGCAUAUUUUUUGAGGUCAGUCAGACAUGCAGUAAGAUUGGGGCCUAGUCAUACAGAAAUUUACUUGUCUACAGACAUUUAUUUCUUGGAAUUAUGUGCUUCGUUCCAAUGGAAUGGUUUACUGUUGAAUGCUAGGUAUGAUAUACUUUAUGAAUAAUUUAGGCUGAAAAGUGAAAACAUCAGAUGCCAUGGAGCGUUUUUUACUUUGGCUAUCUUAUAAUUAUCUUCGCUACAGCUUUUUUAUCGUUAUUUAUGUACUAUGGCGAGUGUUUGUUUCAUAAAUAUCUCAAAUCCACUCAAUUUUUGUUAAUUUGAUAAUUACCUUAAUACCAAAGGAACCACUGUUCAGCUUUCGGAUGUUUGCCAAGACACAUUUUUUGGAUCAUGGAAUUUUUUUUCUACAAACUUCGAGACAACGAGUGCUGAAGGAAUUGGGAUUUUUUUUAUCUUGGUGUAGUAGUAAACGGAUAAUAAUGAACCUUCUGCCAUCCGGAUUCCCUAGUGACCAAAGCGGGUUUAUCUCGAAAGUAUCAUUUUGGCGUUUCAAGAAUUCGUUACUUGUCAAAUUAUGGUUUUCUUAUCUGCCUUAUAGCUUUCCAUUACCUGAUGUUUAUUUAUUGUUAUAAGUACUUGUCCGCUGGUGUCAUUAGUCUGGGCGUAAGUUAGGACGAGACUAUAAAAUCCAACAUAUUAACCCAAGCGUUAAUAUUGAUGUCUAAAUGAUCUCGAAUUUCCAAUCUCUGAGUCCAAAAUAUUCGAGAAGAUAAUGGUGAUUUGACUUCCAAAAUAUUGCUCAAGUCCAAAAUAUUCGAGAAGUCAAUAACAUAUGGUGGCUGCAGCGAUGGGGUUUUGCUCCACAGGUUUAUAAUAUCUGCUAGAAAUAUGGAUGUGGUUUAAUUCAGGUAGCUCUUGGAUUUCUUGGAUCGAAUGUGCCGUGAAAUGUGCAGUUGGUCCUCUUGUUUUAUCUCGUGGACGAAGAGAUUAUUACAUCCGACAACAGCCACUUAUUUGAGUUGUACACUUUAUUGAAAGCUUUUAAAUUUGAAAACAUUAGUUGACAUCUGAGAGUAAUUUGUCCCUGAAAUGCCAUCUGUAGGAGAUCAACCAUGCAGGAGCAGGUGGAUUAUGGGCAGAGCUUGUGAGCAAUAGAGGUAUUGUGUAUUGUCAGACCAUGUUGUCCCAGUCAAUUCAAUGGGAACGUGAAAGAUCAGAUUAAUACAAUCAUUUGAUUUUAGUUUUCUCAUACGAAGAAUAUAAUCUUCUUGGAAUGGCCAUUAUUCGUGCUAAGAAUUAUAGAAGAACAGAUUUAAUCAACCAUGCAAGAACAAUUUUUCGCAUUAAGAAUGCCCAUUUUUUCUACUAAGAGUUAUACUUAAGCCGUCACACAUUCUUCUUCUGUUGAAGACCUCAUGUAUCCCCUUUUUCAGGCUUUGAAGCAGGAGGGCCCAAUACCCCAUCAAACAUUGAUCCUUGGUCUAUCAUUGGGAAUGAAUCGUCUGUUAUUGUAUCAACUGACCGCUCGUCAUGUUUUGAGCUUAACAAAGUUGCACUUAAGAUGGAGGUAGUAUGUGACAAUGAGGGACCAAAUGCAUGCCCACCUGAUGGCGUUGGUAUUUACAACCCUGGUUUCUGGGGCAUGGUAUGUCUUUUAUGAUUAAACAUUUUAUCUUGUUUAAUACAGAUAACUCAUUUUCUAUUGCUGGAGAUUUUUAUCAUCAUAUAGUGCGAUGUGCCCCAACGCUCGAACUUGGUUGUUCCAUUUUAUUGUGGAGUUCCCUUUUUCCAUCUUCUUUUCAUUGUGUCUAUUGCUUGCUUGUGUUACGAAAUUAUUUUCAUCAUAUCGAUUGUGUACUUGCGUUAUGAAAUCUUCUAAGCUUUUAUGCAAUCAAAAUGUUCUCCAUUUAUAUUACUUAAUAUUUUUCUCAAUCUGGAGUUAAAUCCGUAUUACUCAAUCUCCAUUUAUCUUAUUUCUACAUCCUUAUUUUCUUUUUGUGAUAACUCAGAAUAUUCAAGAAGGAAAGACCUACAAAGUGAUUCUGUACAUCAGGUCAUUAGGACCGGUAAAUAUAUCAGUUUCUCUCACAAGCUCAGAUGGGCUGCAGACUCUUGCUUCUUCAAGAAUUCAGUAAGAAAUUCUUUGAGGCCAAUAAGAUAGGACCAUGUUCUGAGUAUCGUUCAUUUCAUUCAUAUGGUUAUUAUUUCUAUCACAGAGCUACAUAUUUUGAAGUGUCGAACUGGAAGAGAAUAGAACUUAUUUUGGUAUCAAAAGCGACAAACAAGGAUUCGAGAAUUCAGUUGACGUCCAACGCCAAGGGAAUAAUUUGGUUUGAUCAAGUAUCAGUUAUGCCUUUGGACACAUACAAGGUAUAUGCUACUUUGACACACGAAAAAAAAUCUUGAAUGUCUUAGUUUUUGCGGAAAUCAGUUCGUGAAAUUAGUAAAGAACCACGAAGAAAAGAAGUGCCAAAUCAUUGAAAUAACAAAAGAUUUUUCUUUUAAAUUUUUUAUAAAAAAUUUGCUUGGAAGUGAAGACUCUUAUGCAAUAUUCAUUUUCAUGGUAUUCUUUUUAAAGGCCUCCAGGAAACGAUCAUUCUUCAAUCGGUGUUCUAUUAUGAAGCAAACUUAUUGAAAAUAAUCCUUAAUGUCUUUCCUUUCACGUGGAAUGCCUGGCAGAUCGAUUCUGAAUAUUUAUCUAGAAGCUAGUGAAGUUGGAUUUUGAAUGUUUUGAAGGCACCCAUUUCAUUGUUUUUUUCAUUUUCAGGUAACAAUGAAUGUGCUUAAACAUUCGACCUGCAUAAACUUUGAUGUUGUUUUCAUGAAAAUUUUCUACAGUUUUCUGCUGGCAAUGUUUUUCUUUUUGAAUGUGUUCAUAUUCCUGCUUUACUUUUAACAUGUAAGUGUUUCUUCUUCUAGAUUUUAUGGGUCUUUAGGGACCGCUAAGUCUCCAUGUUCUUAGUCUUUGACUCAUUGACCAACUUGGUUCUUUGACAAACCAAGUUGUUUAUUUUCAGUGUGCUUUCAGCUACAGGUGCUUCCUAACCUAAUUACAAGUUGAUAUUCUCUUGUUCGUAAUUUUAAAAUGCAAGGCAUUUAGGGGAGAGUAAAGCUUUCGUUCAAUUUAUAUUCUUUCAAUCCUGAAGCAACUCUUCCGGAUUAUUCCUACACCUUGAUGAAUAUUCAUUUUUGGGCUGUUUACUUUUUUUGUCAUUCUCAUUAAGGAAUCUACUACACUUGCGAUGUCAUUUUAAAUUUAUAAUGUGAAACAAUGAAUUUUCUGUAAUGCAGGGACAUGGUUUCCGUCAAGAUCUCUUUGAAAUGCUGGCAGAUUUGAAACCUCGAUUUCUAAGGUUUCCAGGUAUUUCCCAGAACUUGCUUCUAGAUUAUCGAUGCAUUUUGAAUUAAACAGAGUUCUUCGCUUAGGUAUUCAUCUCAUUUGAUAGAAGUGCGUAGUGAGCAUGGCCUUGUUUCUCCAACAGCACGCAUAUUAGAAUUAAUUCAAGUUGCAGGUCUCGUCUGAUGAUUAAACAGAUUAAUGAGUUUUUUUUUUUUGGCUGUUGGAGAGUCGCUAUGCAGUUGAUUCUAUAUAUAAUAUGGCCCGUUUUGGAAGAAACUAACCUUUACUGAAACAGGCUAAAAAUCUGUUUUGAAGAGGACAGAUUGAAAAUCAGCUGUCCGAAGCUCACAUUUUCAGGGCUAGUUCAUUGUUUUACUUGUUGAUAUAUUGUUCUUGCUCGGUAGGGAUUAAUAUAUUUUUCUUGUAUUUUAGACAUUGUGUUCUAUUUUUUGCAACCAGUAAAUAAAUUUUUGGAUUUCCUCUUUGGAAGCUUAUCAACUGACAGUGACCUAAUUUCACCUCUUGUCAUUUGUUCUGAUAGGUGGUAGUUACGUUGAAGGUUCCUGGUUGAGUAAUGCAUUCCGUUGGAAACCAACCAUUGGUCCAUGGGAAGAGAGAUCUGGACACUUCAAUGAUGUCUGGAAUUACUGGACAGAUGAUGGACUGGGCUAUUUUGAAUUUCUUCAAGUGUGUUUCUAUGAAACUUUUUGGUUUAUUUUAUUUUCAGGCCUUCCCUGGUAAACCAUAUUGAAACAUUCACAAAAAAUUAACCUAACACAUGUUGGUAUUGUCUCACUGCAGCUUGCCGAAGAUCUUGGCGCAACUCCUGUGUGGGUCUUUAAUAGUGGUACUUCCAUUUCCAUAUUUAUAUUUUUAGAACAAGAAAAUAGCGUUGCUGUUAGCUGUUUGAUUUUUUUUAUGUUGUCUCACCAAUGUUUGACUUGUAUGGAUCCUUUUUCUAUUUGAACGACAAUUUAUUUUCUUUGGAAUGUAGGAAUCAGCCAUAAUGAUGAGAUCGAUACACUCGAUAUUUCAUCUUUUGUGAAGGUAUGCCAUCUGACUUAUUGCAAUGAACUCUUUAUUGAAUAACUCUUCUAUUUGGAUGGUAAUUAAUGUGGUCAUUAUGAAGUACGCGAAACCCAUGUAUACUUCAUUUAUUUAUACAGGCAUGAGAGUUAUGCACUUGAAUUUAUUUCUACAUGUGAUCUAUCUUUUUAUCAUAGGUUUAUGGAUUUGGUUAAAGUCAACUCUGGGUUUCAGGGUCCAGUGUCUAAAUCUUCAUUUGCUUUGCUCAUUUAUACAAUAGUCGCAUCAGAAUUCUUGAAUGAAUAAAUGGUAUCGAGAAAGAAGAUCACAUUUUGUUCUACCACUGAAGUUUAUUUUUCUAUGGUUUCUACGGUUUACUGAUCAGGGACUCGAGUCAUAUUUACGCAACAUUUAAAUCAUAAAAUUUCUUUAUCAAGACGUAUUUUGGAGAAAUUUGAAGUGUAUAUUAUUUUUCUUCUACACAAUUUUUUGACUGUACCAGAUGUAAAAUUUUGGCUUUGUGUUAGCUUCUUAUGAAAAUUCCAAAAGGGAAUGCUGCAUGAAUUCAAUUCAAACUUCGGCUAAACUUGUAAAAUCGUGGUCUCUGCCAAUUUUUAGUCACCUGGUAUGCAAAGCAGGGUUUCACAACUAAAAUUCAUGGAUGAAUGAUCUACAAAGGUGAUGCUUUCAUUUUUACUGAUAGAAGCCAAUCUCUGCUCAGUCAGAUUCUUUUUUGCUAUCCUUUUUUACAGUUUAUUUUGGAAAAAAAAGAAAUCAGGUCUUCGCUCUGUAGGUAGGUAGUUAGACUUUUGAAGCGAAUUAAUUGUGCUUCGUCGAGUCAGAAUUUCAGUCCAGACGCAAUUUUUUUAAAAAGACUGACAAUAUUAGCUAGCUUAUGCUUAAUCAACUCAUAAUAACUGCUGCUGUGCAAUAUGUUAGUGUCUGUCUAAUCCCGAAUUCUCUUAAAAAACUGGAACCGUGAACGCUGAUACUUUGUGAUCUGAUAAAUAAAUUAUGUCAACGCAGGAUCUUCUCGAUAGCAUAGAAUUCGCUAGAGGGUCUUCUAGUUCAACAUGGGGUUCUGUUCGAGCAGCAAUGGGCCAUCCAAAACCCUUUGACUUGAAAUACGUCGCAAUUGGGAACCAGGAUUGCUCGAAAAAGAACUAUAUAGGUGAAUUCUAUAACCUUUUUUUUUUUUUUACGUAUUUCCGUUUGUACAAAUUAUUCAAUAAUGUGUCCGGUCAAACUUUUUUUAAGAGAGGGAAUAACAGAAAACAUCACAUGGGCAUAUCUCAUGUGGAUUUAAUCACAUUUAUAAAAAUGUUUGUAAUUAUCGGCUGUAGUGUUUCAUAGCUGUAUCUCUGAUAUGCACAUAUGCUAAUGAUAUAUUGAUUAAGUAUGAAACACCCUUGUAUUGUUAUUGGCGAAUCUUCUAUUUAUCAUUCCAGCGCAAGGAAGUUUCCAAAGUUAUUUUCGAGAAGUAACCUGAAAUGAGGAUACGUUUACUGUGAAAGGAAAUGGUACAUAAUAUUGAAUUACUUUUGAGUUCUAACACAUGGAUAUCUCUAAAACAUGUCGCAUGCGUUAUCAAUUCAUAAAAAGGAGUUCGAAUCAACCAAGUCGAUCAAGAUGCGCAUUGCAUAAACACUUAAAAACAUUUUGAUAGUCUUGAUAGUCUGAAGCCUAGGGAUUGAUAAUUCCUUGAACAUGUACUUUCUUUGCAUAAAAUUCAGGACCUUGAAAUCAGGUAAAGUGGCGUGAGUUCUAGAGAUUCCUUAGCAAAGACGGCAAAAAUUUUAGUUGUCGCUAUUGUUGUGGUUUCUGACUCAACCUACUAUGUCUGUCUGGGACUAGGGAUUCGAAACUGCAUGCGAUUGAUUCGUUCUGACAAUUCUCAGCAAUCUAAACACUGCUCUCUUCCUUGCGUAUAUUGUAUCCUGCUUACUAGUCAAAAUAACAUUGGACUAAUCAUGUCUUCGUCCCCAAUUUAUUAGCUAGAAAUCAAGUUAUUUCCUUAAUUGACGACUAAGAGGCCAAGUACGAGUGCAGUAGGCCGUUCCUUUCGAAAUUUUCGAUUAUUUGAAAUUUUUUCCUCCCUGAUGUGCUAUUUUUUUUCUUUAAGCAUUGCAUUAUCCAAUUUUUGUCAAAAUGCGUUAUUCUUUAUUACCUUAAAAAAAUAGAUAGGCCAUUCAUCAUCAUGAUGAAUUUUAUAAGAAAUCAAAAUAUUUUUAUGCUGUGAUCAUCAUGCAAGUUGAAGCUUUGAUUAGAUGCAUGAAUUUGUUUAGUUUUGAGCACAUUACUAAGUGAUAUGAUUUCAUACUGAAAUAUAAGUAUAUUUUUAAACGUGAUUUGAUACUCAUUUCUGACUUCUGAAUAGUCUCAUACUAAUUACUAAAAAGAAAAUAUGUGCUUACAAAGAUGUUUUCAAAAAAAAAAAAAACAUUGCAAAACAUUCAUGGUACCGAAGUGGGAAUGCUUUCUUUCUUUCUUAAAAUGUUCUUGCUUUUUUCGUAGAUUACUACCUUUUCGUCCUUGUAGAAAUUGGCAAGAAGGUUUACAUUUUCAGAAAGAAGCCCAGUCCACGCUCUCUAACCUACUCCAGUGAUCAGGAAACUACAACAAGUUCUACUCCGCACUGAAGACGGCAUACCCAGAUAUCAACGUCAUCACCAACUGUGACGCCUCCUCCGGCAGGUUGGAUCAUCCGGCAGAUCUGUACGACCUCCAUGUAAGAACAUGUGGGGAUGAUUUCCUUCAAUUUUUUCGAGAAAUCUCAAGAGAUAUCGAGAAAAAUCUGAAUGGCCCACCACUUUGAUCCUCGGACAGGUUUACACCUCUGCCAACGGCAUGAUCUCAAUGGCCCACCACUUUGAUCACACACCGCGCGUCGGUCCGAAGGUACGACCCAACAGCAUCAGAUACAUAACGUUGACCCUUUUUUAGAACAACUUGAUGCAAUCCACCCCGACGGGAUGAACCCUAGGCCUUCGUCAGCGAGUAUGCUGUCACCGGAAGGGAUGCUGGAAGAGGGAGCCUUUUGGCGGCACUAGCGCAGGCCGCGUUCCUCAUCGGUCUGGAAGUAAACAGGUGCGCCUUUUCCCUUCCGUUGACUCUUGUUAUUGACGUUGACUUCGGAUGGAAUGAGUGGAGUGCUUUCCCUCUUGGCUCGCUGCAGUGAUGUCGUUGAGAUGGCCAGCAAUGCGCCGCUUUUGGUCAACGACAACGAUUGGCGGUAACCUCUGGCCUCCGUGUUUUCUCUUCCUUCGAGCCUCCUCCGCUGCCACUUUUGGGAAUUCUUCCUGGGUUUCCGAGUCUUCUCCGGACUGAAGCGACCUUCUAAAUUUAGGUUCACUCCAGAUGCCAUCGUCUUCAACUCAUGGCAGCUGUACGGAACUCCCACCUACUGGAUGCAGCAGUUCUUCACGGAAUCGAGUGGCGCGGUCAUAUUCCCCAUUAAAAUGGUUUCCAACCCUUCGAACUCGUUGGUUGCGUCUGCGAUCAAGUGGCGAUGCUCGGAGGACGAGAUCUACUUCAGAGUCAAGGUAAUUCCUCUCAUAUUGGGUUGACCACUGAAUUGACUUCUGCCGGCUUGCACGAGUCAGAUCACUGAAUUCUCGACGCAGGUUGUCAACGUUCUGGCUAAAACUGUGAGUGUGAAGAUUUCCGUGACCGGGUUGGAUGCCUCGGUCAACCCUCUGAUGUCGUUCAAGACCGUACUCACCUCAAUCAAUCCAAUGGACGAGAACUCCUUCGGUGAACCCGAGAAGGUAACUACAUCCCGUUGACCUCUCCCCCUCGUUCACCCUUCUCCUUCAAAUCCGGGGGCCAUUGAGAUCCCGUGCUCCGCAGGUGACGGCGAAGGAGAUGAGCUUCCCAAGCGCCUCAACAGAGAUGAAUGCGCUUCUCCCCGCCCAUUCCCUCACCUCGUUUGACCUCUUCCUCGCUCCGCUGACCUCCGCUUCGUGA